This is a messenger RNA of Darwinula stevensoni, 1885 nucleotides long. The record is from the annotation of a GenBank genome assembly. Lineage: Eukaryota; Metazoa; Arthropoda; Ostracoda; Podocopida; Darwinulidae.
GCGCCACAUCGUGAAGCGAAGCACGUUGAGACCACGUGGUGUCCUGUUGUAGGCGAAGGAAGGCAAUGGCUUCCAGGGUUCUGUCCCGACGACCUUGGGUGAUUAAUUCCGCUCGACACUUGCAGUCAGGCUGUGGGAGCGCGACGAGGCGACACGACGGACUACUUUUUGCUCUCCGAAGCAUGUCUGGCUACCUCAUCGAAGAACCCAAGUAUUCCUUCCUGAAAGAAUUAGGGAUCCAAAAAUCCAACCUUGGAGUGUUCAAUGGCAAAUGGACUGGAUCAGGAGAGGUGACAACUUCAAUCUGCCCUGCAAAUAACAGGCCCAUAGCAGAUGUGAAGCAGGGUUCUGUCGCAGAUUACAAUGCAACUGUAGAGGAAGUCAGACAUGCAUGGGAGAUUUGGGCUGAUCUCCCAGCACCUCAACGUGGGGAGAUCGUCCGUCAGAUUGGUGAUGCACUCAGGGAGAAGAAAAUGGCUCUGGGAAAGCUUGUCUCUCUUGAAAUGGGAAAGAUCCUUCCAGAGGGUAUAGGAGAGGUCCAGGAAUACAUAGAUGUAUGUGACUAUGCUGUUGGCCUGUCUCGCAUGUUCGAUGGGAAGGUUUUCCCUUCUGAGAGGCCAGGUCAUGCUCUCAUAGAGAUGUGGAAUCCCCUUGGUGUCAUUGGAAUCAUCACCGCCUUUAAUUUCCCUGCUGCUGUCUUUGGAUGGAACAAUGCCAUUGCAUUAGUGUGUGGAGAUGCAAUGAUUUGGAAGGGGGCACCAACCACUCCACUGACCUCUGUUGCAGUCACCAAGAUAGUGUCAUCUGUUUUUGAGGCUAACAAGCUUCCAGCUGCCAUCUGCAGCAUGGUGACUGGUGGAUCAGAAAUUGGAGAGGCAAUUGCCAAGGAUGAUCGACUCCCUCUUGUCUCUUUCACUGGGAGCACUGCUGUAGGCAAAAAGGUGGCUCUGGCAGUAACAGAGAGAUUUGGGAAGACACUCCUGGAACUAGGAGGGAACAAUGCCAUUAUAGUUGACCAAGAUGCUAACCUAGACAUGGUGGUGCGUGCAGCCAUCUUUGCCUGUGCUGGCACAGCUGGACAGCGAUGUACAACGACCAGAAGGCUUAUUCUUCAUGAAAAGGUUCAUGAUGAAGUAGUACAACGCCUAAAGGCAGCUUACCAGCAGUUGAUGAGCAGGAUUGGGGAUCCAUUGAAUGAAGAUGUGCUGCUUGGACCUUUGCACACUAAACCAGGAGUGCAAAUGUAUUUGGCAGCUAUUCAGGAGGCUAAGACAUCUGGUGGAACUAUUGAGUGUGGUGGGAAGGUGGUGCCAGGGAAGGAGGGGAAUUUUGUUGAGCCAACCAUCAUAACAGGUCUAAGUCACAAUUCCCCUCUGGUGCUGCGAGAAACAUUUGCUCCAAUUGUGUAUGCACUUAAGUGCAAGAACAUGGAUGAGGGAAUCUGCUGGAACAAUGAGGUCCAACAGGGCCUUUCCUCCAGUCUUUUCACCCAGAGCAUUGGAAAUCUUUUCAAGUGGAUUGGUCCAAAGGGAUCAGAUUGUGGGAUCGUGAAUGUCAACAUUCCAACAAGUGGAGCUGAGAUCGGUGGUGCUUUUGGAGGAGAGAAACACACAGGUGGAGGUCGAGAGAGUGGAUCAGACUCCUGGAAACAGUACAUGCGUCGUUCAACCUGCACCAUCAACUACAGCAAGGAACUGCCCUUGGCUCAAGGAAUCAAAUUUGAGUAACACUACAGAAUCACAAAAAUAUGAAACUCAUCUACUACUGAAACUUUGUGCAAUAUGAGUGAUAGUGUCUGGUUUUUCAUUUCUGCCAUAUUCCCUUUUGUUCUAUGAUGUGCUUGAGAAUUCUUAUUAAAUAAAAAGACUUUUUAAGGCCUUAAACA